Elgaria multicarinata webbii is the source of this 1882-nucleotide messenger RNA. It is a transcript of the gene PRC1, whose product is annotated as protein regulator of cytokinesis 1. Gene Ontology annotation, cellular component: mitotic spindle midzone; cytoplasm; spindle. The record is from RefSeq and is a predicted model, not a curated record. The coding region runs from base 7 to 1827 and encodes 606 amino acids. Gene Ontology annotation, molecular function: microtubule binding. The transcript has 14 exons. NCBI's taxonomy places the organism in Eukaryota, Metazoa, Chordata, Lepidosauria, Squamata, Anguidae. Gene Ontology annotation, biological process: mitotic spindle midzone assembly; microtubule cytoskeleton organization.
CGAGCCAUGAGGAAGAGCGAGAUCCUGGCCAAUGAGUCGGUGGCCUGCCUAAACCGGGCGCUGAGCCACCUGCGUGACAUUUGGGAGGAGAUCGGCAUCCCCGAGGACCAGCGGCUGCAGCGGACAGAAGUGGUGAAGAAGCAUGUCAAGGGCCUGCUGGACAUGAUGGUUGCUGAGGAGGAGAGCCUGAAAGAGCGCCUCCUGAAGAGCAUCGCGGUGUGUCGCAAAGAACUGGCUACUCUCUGUAGGGAGUUGCAGCUGGCUCCUUUCGAGAUGGAUGAGGACACCACCAUUCUCCAGCUGGAGAAGGACCUGCGCACCCGUGUGGAGGUGAUGCUGAAGCAGAAGCGGGAGAGGAAGCAGGAGCUGAAGGCGCUGCAAGAGCGGGACCGGGACCUCUGCGACUUGCUCUGUGCGUCUCCCUACUGCGUUGACGGCGAGGCCGUGCCCAGCCUGGCGGAGCUGGACUGCUUCCGGCGCCACUUGGCAGCACUGGCAGCUGAAAAGGAGCGCCGGCAAAUGGAUUUCCUCAGCACCAAGCAGCAGAUCAUUCUUUGUAUGGAGGAGCUGGAGCACAGCCCCGACACGAGUUUCGAGAGGGACGUGGUGUGUGAAGAGGAAGCUGCCUUCUGCCUCUCAGCAGCAAACAUUGCCGCUCUGAAGGAUCUGCUGCAGCAGCUGGAGGUUAAGAAAGGGCGGAAGGAAGCCCUGUGUGAAGAGCUGCGCUCCAGAAUCCUGGUGCUGUGGGAGCGGCUGCAGGUGCCUGCGGAGGAAAGAGAUGCCUUUUCGCCAUAUAUGGUGGGAUCCAGAGCCAGGACCAUGAACGCUCUGCAGCUGGAAGCGGACCGCCUGGAGGAGCUGAAGCUCCAGAACCUGAGGAAUGUGGUGGAGGCCAUCCGGGCCGAGCUGGCCGACUACUGGGACAAGUGCUUCUAUGGGGAUGAGCAGAGGCGGGCUUUUCGCCCCUACUAUCAGGAUGACUUUACUGAGCAGUUAUUGCAGCUGCACGAUGAUGAAAUUGCACGCAUAAAGCACUACUAUGAGACACAUCAAGAACUGUUUGAAGCGAUCCGCAAGUGGGAAAACAACUGGCGCCUCUUUCAGGAGCUUGAGAGAAAGGCAACCGAUCCAAGCCGCUUCGCCAACCGAGGAGGCAACCUCCUGAAGGAAGAGAAGCUGCGAGCCAAGCUCCAGAAGAUGCUUCCCAAGCUGGAGGAAGAGCUGAGGGGUCGUGUGGAGCUCUGGGAGCAGGAGCACGCUCAGGGCUUCUUGGUGAACGGGCAGCGCUUCAUGGAGUAUGUGGCUGAGCAGUGGCACCUGCACCAUCUGGAGAAGGAGAAAGAAAGGCAGGAGCGUCAACUCAAGAAGUCCCGCCAGAUUGAAGAGGAGAUGAUGUAUGGUAGCACCCCCCGGACCCCCAACAAGAGGCGGGUUGCAGGUCACACUACACCUGGCAAAAUGCGGAAGCUCAACGUCACAGCUACCACCCCCAACAGCACCAUCCGCUCAGCUCUGGGGGGCUCAGUGUUCAAUUCCCCAGCAUCCCACCCACCGCUUUCUGGAGGGAAGCUGGUCCGGACUCCCAGGCGUGUGAUCCCAAAGCCCUCUCACCACGGACGCGUGGAACGCAACAAGGAGAACGUGUCCCAGCUCAACGGAACAGCUCUGAGCGGUGGGUGCACCCCCACAGCCCCUGUCCAGCGUACCUGCAGCAUUAAUUCUGUUGCCAGCACCUAUUCAGAGUUUGCGCGCGGACUUUCAAAGGCUUCCAAAUCUGAGUCCAGGUCCUGCAUCCUCAACUCCACAGCUUCCAACAUCGAGAGCUGAACAGGAAUCGUCGGCGGCACGCUGCAGGGAGGGAGGCCGCUCCAAGUGCCCCCAG